AUGAUAUCAUCGAUAAUUAUGGAUGUGAAACGAUUGUAUCAAAUUCAUUAUUUCAUUAUUCUCAUUCAACUACUAACUAUAUGUACUGUAUUCUUAUUACAACUACAAUUAGUUGCUACAAUAGAUAGUAAUAAUACAGACGAAUAUUACACAACCAAUGAUUUAUUUAUCAUUGAUAGCUUAUCAACAGUAUGUUCAAAUAAAUGUCCAAAAUUUUGUAAUAAUCCUGAAUUAUUGGAUUGUUCGGAAUUAGCAAAAGAUCCAUGCGAAUGUUGUACAGUUUGUGUGCAUGAUACGGGUGAAUCAUGUGGACCUGGAAUUGGUGCAUGUCGCCAUCCAAAUUUUUGUCAACCAAAAUUGGAUCAAAAUGGAAUUGGCAUUUGUAUUGGUAAGUUUUUGGCUUGA
Messenger RNA from Cercopithifilaria johnstoni, 405 nucleotides. The record is from the annotation of a GenBank genome assembly. NCBI's taxonomy places the organism in Eukaryota, Metazoa, Nematoda, Chromadorea, Rhabditida, Onchocercidae.